AUGAUAAUUUGGUGGGUCUUCGUUAUUGGGGCAAUUCUUCUUUCAACUGCCGAUAUAACUAUUUGUAUCAAAUUCUGCGCCGGUUUCAUUUAUCAUUUAAGAGAUACUGAAACCACCGUUAUCGUUUCUAAAGCAUUAUUGAUAGGAUUGUUAAUGCUUUUAGCAAUUUGUCUAACCAUUGCGUUCUUUAGCGAAAAGCUGUCGAGUCGAUCCGAUCGUAAAUAUUAUGAAGAAGAAAACGUUACUCUAACAGAAUUCAGAAAUAAGUUAUAUAAAAGGACAAUUAUGUCCAUUGGCAUUAGAUUUAAGCACAUUCACGAAUGUUUAAAAAGUUGCAAAGAUACCGAAAAAUCUGUGAAAAUAAUAUCUUCGGAACAAGAGAAAUUUGCAGAAUUAUGUAGUACUAUUCAUGAAUUUGAUAAAUCAAUGAAACCAAUUGACGAAUUGUACAUAUUCAGUUUAGGUAAAUAUAAUUUGGAUGUGGUUAUUUCGUUCAUGAAAAGAAUUAAUGGAGAAUACAUUGGAUUCCGUUAUUUUGGAGCGAUUGUGGUGAGAAAAGAGUUCACAAUUGAAGUAGGUGAUUAUAUCUUGCCGGCAAAAUCGUCUCUUAUAAUAAACAUUUAUGGGAUUCAUCAUAAUCCAACGGUUUUCGUAAAUCCCGAAGUGUUCGAUCCGGAUCGAUUUCUACCAGAAAACUGCGAGAAACGUCAUCCCUUUGCCUUUCUACCGUUCUCUGCCGGUCCACGCAAUUGCAUAGGUCAAAGAUUCGCCAUGAUGGAGAUGAAGACAGUUUUAGCGAAUGUUCUUCGACAUUUUCGAGUGAAGUCUCUAGACCACAGAGAUAAGAUUUUCGAAUCUGCUGACGUCAUUCUUCGUCCGAAAUUCGGUAUAAGAAUGAUUGUCGAAAAACGAUAAAAGAAAAAAAUAGUUUCUUUCAGAAAGUAUAAAAUCUAUAAAUAACGAAACAAUUGUUCAUAGUACAAUGUUUCAUGUAUUCCAGAUUCUUAUCUAUAUGAUAAUCCGCGCUUCAAAAGUGUAGACAUGAUCAACCUGUCCAGAAAAGGUCAAUGUUAGAUAAAAGAAAUAGACGGCGACCUGCAAACGUUGACACAUACGUCUGAUUUCUUUCAGCUCUUUUCUUUUCUAUAUUUUUAAAACGUUUUUAUACUACGUUUGUCAGAAACAAUUGAACUUUUUCGCAAUUUAUAUUACUGUGAUUUAUUACGUGUGAAAGGUGAAUGCCGUCUUCCAUCUUUGUCAUCUGACAUAGACCCUUUCCGUUUAGAUUGAUUAAUGUCGCU
Molecule: messenger RNA, 1301 nt
Organism: Centruroides sculpturatus (bark scorpion)
Lineage: Eukaryota; Metazoa; Arthropoda; Arachnida; Scorpiones; Buthidae
Product: cytochrome P450 4p1-like
Exons: 6
Coding region: 1-915 (304 amino acids)
Molecular function (GO): iron ion binding; monooxygenase activity; heme binding
Source: RefSeq, a predicted model, not a curated record